Molecule: messenger RNA, 777 nt
Organism: Fraxinus pennsylvanica
Lineage: Eukaryota; Viridiplantae; Streptophyta; Magnoliopsida; Lamiales; Oleaceae
Source: the annotation of a GenBank genome assembly
AUGGGGUUGCUCUCCAAUAGAGUUGAAAGGGGCAGCCUCAAACCAGGCGAUCAUAUUUAUUCCUGGCGUAAUGCUUAUAUCUAUGCCCAUCACGGUAUCUAUGUUGAAAAUGACAAAGUUAUACAUUUCACUAGACGUGGCCAAGAAGUAGGAACAGGAACUGCGUUAGACGUGCUUUUAGUAAGCUCUGGACCAUCUCGACCUCAUGUACCUUGUGCCACGUGUACCCCACCCGAGGAAGGUCAUGGGGUUGUGUCCUCAUGUUUGGAUUGUUUCCUUGCUGGCGGAAUUCUGUAUCGCUUUGAGUAUUCAGUUAGCCCUGCUCUCUUUCUCGCAAAGGCACGUGGAGGGACUUGUACUCUUGCCGUCUCAGAUACUGAUGACCUUGUCGUCCAUCGAGCAAAAUACCUGCUUGACAAUGGAUUUGGUUGCUAUAAUGUAUUUAAAAACAAUUGUGAGGACUUUGCAAUUUACUGCAAGACGGGAUUGCUCGUGCUUGAUCAAAGUUCAUUGGGACAAAGCGGACAAGCUGUAUCUAUUAUAGGUGGCCCUCUUGCUGCCGUUUUGUCUACACCACUACGUCUUGUCACCACCAAUGUUUAUGGAAUGGCAGCAACUGCUGUUGUAGUUUAUUGUGCCAGCCGGUAUGCAGCUGAUAUUGGCAUGAGGAAGGAUGUGGUUAAAGUACCUGUUGAGGAUCUUACGAGGAGGCUUGCCACGGGCUUCCUUCAGGUUGUUGAACCGACUCUUCCAGCUCCUCCAUUGCCGAUCGGCUAG